This is a messenger RNA of Erigeron canadensis, 702 nucleotides long. RefSeq names its product protein PEROXIN-4. The transcript is spliced from 6 exons. Bases 87 to 560 code for a protein of 157 amino acids. NCBI's taxonomy places the organism in Eukaryota, Viridiplantae, Streptophyta, Magnoliopsida, Asterales, Asteraceae. The record is from RefSeq and is a predicted model, not a curated record.
AUCGAAGCAAUUGGCUUCUUUUGACUCCAUUUCUUUUAUCAGUACAGCUUUGAAGAAAUAUUAUCAUCAUUAUAAAGUUUUAGAAAAUGCAGGCAUCACGGGCAAGACUAUUUAAGGAAUACAAGGAGGUGCAAAGGGAGAAAGUAGCGGAUCCAGAUAUACAGCUUGUUUGUGAUGAUUCCAAUAUCUUUAAAUGGACCGCACUUAUCAAGGGACCAUCAGAAACUCCUUACGAAGGUGGAGUCUUUCAGCUUGCGUUUUCUGUUCCAGAUCAAUAUCCUUUGCAGCCUCCUCAAGUGCGAUUUUUAACCAAAAUAUUUCAUCCAAAUGUACAUUUUAAGACGGGAGAAAUUUGCCUAGAUAUCCUGAAGAAUGCUUGGAGUCCGGCUUGGACAUUGCAGUCUGUUUGUAGGGCUAUAAUUGCCUUAAUGGCACAUCCAGAACCAGACAGUCCGUUAAAUUGCGAUUCAGGGAAUCUUCUUCGAUCCGGUGAUGUUCGAGGAUUUCAGUCUAUGGCUAAGAUGUAUACCAAGCUUGCAGCGAUGCCCAAGAAAGGUUGAUACAUUUUAUCACCAUGUCUGUGCUUGUAAGAUUUCACAUCACCAUUGUAUGUGUUUCUGGUGGUACUCCUAUAUUACAGUUUAUACAGUAAUACUUAAUUGUUUUUGAAGUUUUAUGAAAUAUAACAAUUGACUUGCAAAA